UGAACCUGCUGACUUGCUGUAAAGAAGCUUGUGUGUUUUCCACCAUGUCAGCGGUGACCAAUCAGCCUCUUCCCUUUGGUCGCCUGGAGCGAGAGAAACACAUCCAGAUGAUCUUCAGAGCUUUCCAGAACCGCUGUGGGCCUUCGUGUGAGUGCCACACUCACUCAACCACACCCAAACACCACCAAACACCUCCUGAGCACGAAUCUGAGCCGCUGUCAGGUCCGGUUCCUGGGAGUAAAAGGGGGAACGUCUACGCACAGCCACCACGGAUGGUGAGGAGGCCAGAGGUGGAGGAGCAGUGGCCUGGAGGUGCAGCUGGAUUACACUUUACGUCUGUGCUGGAAACAGUAAGUCAAAUACAGAUCACUGCCAGACCAGAGCUGCAAGGUCCGCAGUGUGUUCCCAGGAGGAUCUACAGCAUUGCCACAGGAGACAGGUCAAAGCUAUUUGUGGCUGUUGAAGAGAGUUCUUGUGUGUGCCUCCAGUGUUGCGGUCCAGCUCGGGCCUGCUCCCUGCAGGGCUUCGACUGUCAGGGCCGGCAGUUCUUUUAUUUCGAAAGGCCCCUCAGGGUGGAUGCGUGCUGCCUUGGCUGCUGCCUGAUGGAGAUGAGGGCCUAUACACCUCUAAAACAUCUGAUUGGCACUGUUCGUCAGAGGUGGAGCAUGUUCACCCCUCUCCUUGAGGUGUGUGAUUCAGAGGGAGCAUCCACCGUCAGAAUCCAGGGCUCCUGCUGUCCGUACCGCUGCUUCUCCAACCAGAAAUUCCAGAUUGUCUCAAAUAUUGGAGAGAAAAUGGGCACAAUAUGGAAGAAGUGGCCGGGUUUCAAUGACGAGCACAACAUGGACCAUGAAUAUUUUGGGUUGGAGGUGCCGCUGAGUAUGGAAUCACACACUAAACUGCUGCUGCUGGCAGCCACCUUCUUGUUGAAUUACAUGUUCUUCGAAAUGAGCUGAUCGAUGAAAAAGAUCAAUCAGGAGAAAAACGUACAUUGAUGAAAGUGGGCUACAACUAAUGAGGAACACCAGCUGAGUCAGUUUGUGGAACCAUUUGAAUUGUAUUUGAAAUUUGACAAGCGAAAUAUCUUUUUUGGGACACAUUUAUGAGUGAAUUGUUUUUGAAAUAUAAACAAGUGAAAUAUCAAUUUUAGGAUUCAUUUGUGAAAGAACAUGACACUGAACCAGCUUUAGCAGCAGAUGCAUAUUUGACAUUUAUUGCUAUAUUCCAUCAGGUGUACAUCCAACAGUGUUGCUUUACUUUUGACACACACCUGCACCCAUCAUCACACCACCAAACACAGGCAGCGUUACAGUUUUUCAAUGAACUAUAGAAGCGCUUUCUUGACAUGGUUCCAAAAAAUGCGCCAGAGGAAUUGAUAAAAACUGUAACAGACCCUGACCCUGGGCCCUGUUUCAUUUCUUUACUACAAAAUGGAAAAAAAGGAGUGAAGGUCAGUGUUUCAGGACUCCUAUACACCUUUCGUUGAGGACAUUAAAGCAGAGCCUGUCCCUUGGAUUCUUUCAAGGCGGGACAAAGACAAAAGAGACAAAAGGGAAAAAAUGGUUCAGGCUCGAGGCCAGGCACAGUGAUUUAGGCAGCUUGGCAGUCCAUUCUUAAGAUGCCGGUUAAAUAACCUUCUGCCCAACACAGGAUGGCCCUCAUCCUUUGGGAUUCAACUUCCAAGUCAAAGACAGAGAAUCGUUGCUGAUUCAGUUAAGUGAUCUUUGACGUGGACUGUAUUUACAAAUAUAUCGUACACAACAAUAGUAAUCGUUCUAGUUCGAAAUGACCAGAAGAAUUGUAGUUAAAAUACAGCACUGUAAUAAAAUAACAUCUACCUCCAACCCUGUUUGAGUCCCAAUAAACAGAUUUACAGACUAAUUUUAAACAGCAGGAAGUUUGUGAUGUCUC
Messenger RNA from Plectropomus leopardus (leopard coralgrouper), 1911 nucleotides. NCBI's taxonomy places the organism in Eukaryota, Metazoa, Chordata, Actinopteri, Perciformes, Serranidae. The record is from RefSeq and is a predicted model, not a curated record.